Habropoda laboriosa is the source of this 1180-nucleotide messenger RNA. RefSeq names its product WD repeat-containing protein 82 (gene Wdr82). NCBI's taxonomy places the organism in Eukaryota, Metazoa, Arthropoda, Insecta, Hymenoptera, Apidae. The transcript has a single exon. Bases 1 to 948 code for a protein of 315 amino acids. Gene Ontology annotation, molecular function: protein binding; chromatin binding. Gene Ontology annotation, cellular component: Set1C/COMPASS complex. The record is from RefSeq and is a predicted model, not a curated record.
AUGAAGCUCGUUGACCACGUGGUGAGGAGCUUCAAGGUGGCCAAGGUUUUCCGUGAGAAUUCUGAUCGCAUAAAUAGCAUCGACUUUUCACCAAAUGGGGACACCUUGAUCUCCUGUUCGGAGGAUGACCAGAUCGUAAUAUAUGAUUGUGAGAAAGGCACUCAGGUGCGUACAGUUAAUUCCAAGAAGUAUGGUGUAGAUUUAAUCCAUUUCACCCAUGCAAAGAACACUGCAAUACACAGCAGUACCAAAAUUGAUGAUACCAUCCGCUACCUAAGCCUGCACGACAACAAAUAUAUCAGAUAUUUCCCAGGUCAUAGCAAGAAAGUUGUAUCACUAUGUAUCAGCCCUAUAGAAGAUACAUUUCUUUCUGGUUCUCUAGAUAAGUCAUUAAGACUAUGGGAUUUACGUUCACCUAAUUGUCAUGGUGUUAUGAAUGUUUCGGGGCGUCCAGUUGCUGCAUAUGAUCCAGAAGGUCUAAUUUUUGCAGCAGGUGUCAAUUCAGAGUUUUUAAAACUAUAUGAUUUACGCAGUUUUGACAAGGGGCCAUUUGUUACAUUUAAAUUGUCUCAAGAAAAAGAGUGUGAUUGGACAGGACUAAAGUUCAGCAGAGAUGGUAAAACCAUUUUAAUUUCCACGAAUGGUAGUACAAUUCGUUUGAUUGAUGCAUUUCAUGGUACACCUUUACAAACAUUUGCUGGUUACUUGAAUAACAAAGGAAUUGCAAUUGAAGCCAGCUUUAGCCCUGAUUCACAGUUUGUAUUCAGUGGAUCCACAGAUGGUAGAGUGCAUGUAUGGAAUGCUGAGACUGGAUAUAAAGUUUGCGUGCUUAAUGGAGAUCACCCUGCACCAGUUCAGUGUAUUCAGUUCAAUCCUAAGUAUAUGAUGUUAGCGUCAGCUUGUACUAAUAUGGCAUUUUGGUUACCUACUGUUGAUGAAAGUGCAUAAAAUCAAUGCACCAGACACUGGGCAAUGCUCGCAAGAAUUAAUCUAAUUUUGUGCAAGAAGGAACUGAAAAUGACAUCGUUUCAAAGAAGAAAUGACAACAGACAGUUCUUGGGUAUUUUAAAUGAGCAGAAAUUGCAUUUACAUUAUGUACAAAGUUAAAUAGCCGACGUAUGAGACGCCGGUGUUGGAACAAACCCAAGAAGCAGAAAAAUGGCUACAAUAUCCAAGAGAU